AGCGCCGCUUGUCCCUCUCUACUUGCUUGUGUAUGACAUGAAUGACAGACAGGACAGGCCUUAUGUGUGCGGCGCCCCGGGCUGCUCUCAGCGCUUCCAGUUAGAGGAGCAUCUGAUCAUCCACAGCCACAAGCAUGAGAUGUCCCUCAAGUUCUCCUCCAUCAAGACGGAUACGGCUUUCACAGACCAGACUCCAACGCCAACCCGAUUUUUGCAGAACUGUGAAGAGGUUGGUCUGUUCAAGGAGAUAGAGGAGGAGUUUCUUCAAGCACAAGAAGAGGAAAAGUGCAAACAGCAGACGCUGUCUCACAAUGGGCCGUCCUGUAUGAACCAGCAGCAGCUCAAACCCCAGCUUCAGCUCCAGCACCCACCCCAGCCUCAGCACCCACAUCCCCAGCCACCGCUGCACCAUCCCCAUCCCCUGCAGCACCCUCAGCCUCAUGGCCCCAUGAUGGGCCCCAGCUGCAGCCUGGCUGCCCAGCAAGCUUUGUCCUCCUCGCAGUCCGGAUCAGUCAUCACCCAGGCUCCUUCCACCCUCACACACUCAGGGCCGGUUCCCGGGCCACUGUCAUCCCUCCUCCACAUGCGGAACAGACACAGACAACCACUGCCAGCCUCCUUACCUGGCACCCUGCCAGACCCCGCCAUGCAAGGGGCAUCUGCUCAGCACAUGCCCAUAGAGAAGCAGAUGUCGUGUAUAAUGGGUAUACCAGGUCCUGUACACAACCCCUCCUGUUCCUCACCUCAGAGAUCCAAACAGACGCUGGGCCAUCAUUUCCAACAGCACCAUCCAGCAAUGGUCGGCAUCAACAACCCUGUGACAUCCAUGGGUCACAUGAUGGAGAUGAUGUCACAGCGUCCUCAGGCACCUCCACUACAACACCACCCUCAUCCUCAUCACUCGCAGCUUCCAGCUCCACCCCUCACCUUCCAACAGCGAUGUCAUGCUCCCCCUCCACAGCAUCUGGGAGGCACCCACAGCCACCACACUCAGGCUCACCCUCCCCCCCAUCUGCACCAGGGCUCGCCUCCUGCACCUCCUCUGUCUGUCCCAGCACAGUUAUCACCAGUUGCGCAGCAGAUGCAGCCCUCCCAUCCACCCCACUCCCAGCAUGCAGUGCAGGCAGGUGGAAGCUGCAGCGGUGGAGGCGGAGGAGGUGGCAACCGUCGCAGGAGGACGGCAGAGCAGGACCCUGACGAGCGCAGGCAGAAGUUCCUGGAGCGUAACCGGGCUGCAGCCACCCGCUGCCGACAGAAGAGGAAAGUGUGGGUGUCGUCGCUGGAGAAGAAAGCUGAGGAGCUGACGCACACAAACCUGCAGCUCCAGAACGAAGUGACAUCAUUGAGGUCGGAGGUGGGUCAACUGAAGCAGAUUCUGCUCACCCACAAGGACUGUCCUGUCACCGCCCGGCAAAGAGAGGCACAGGGGUAUCCCACUGCAGGGGUGAGCCCAGGAGGAAGUCCCACCCCUGUAGGUCCUCAUCUGCAGGCCGUCCAACACAACAGCAUCUCCACCUCCUCGACAGCUGGAGGCGACACGGGGCACGACCUCCGGCCUGGAUGCUAGUGCUCGCCACAUAGAGGAGGGGGGUGGAACUGGACGGCUGAAUCCCACCAGACUGAAUAAUCUUUCUGUCAUAACUACACUAAAGUCUCACUCAGCUGUGGAUCUAUGUCUCUUUACAUUGUAGUUGAGAUACUGAACUGGAUAGGUGAAUUUCUAAAUCCAUGUGAACACUAAUAAUCAUCUUUUCUGGUUAGAGAGGAAACCAGAACCACAUACUGGUACAUUUCCAUAACAGGUGCAAAAAAAAGACCUUUACUGAAAGCCUUGUUAAAAACUGUGAUGGUUACAUGGCAACUGGAUCCUGUGUUUAUUUAGAAAAACGUCUGUUUCAUUUCACAGCAAUCUCACCAAUGCCUCACUGAUUACGCACACACACACACACACACACACACACAAUCGAAACACUUCCCCUGUUCUUUUAUCUUGCACUAAUUUAAAAAAACAGCCUAUAUAUUAGUUUUAUAUUUCUAACUGAGCAUCUGCGCACCUUAUGCCUUCUCUUUGAUGCAGCAUGUCAAAGCUAUGUAUUUUUCUACAAAUAAUUAAUACUAAGACAAAAACAUGUUUAUUUUCAGAUUUCAAAUCAAAACCACAUCUGUCUUGGAAAGCCAUUUAAAACAUGAUUGUACAGUAUUCUUCCAGGCACUU
Molecule: messenger RNA, 2215 nt
Organism: Plectropomus leopardus (leopard coralgrouper)
Lineage: Eukaryota; Metazoa; Chordata; Actinopteri; Perciformes; Serranidae
Product: cyclic AMP-responsive element-binding protein 5
Biological process (GO): regulation of DNA-templated transcription
Molecular function (GO): DNA-binding transcription factor activity
Source: RefSeq, a predicted model, not a curated record